CCCUGCCUCCCGCCCGCGAUUCUCGCUCAGCUCCCAUUACCGCCCCUCGGCGGCGGCUGUGGCGGAGGCAUGAUGGCCGACGGCGGCGGCCCUUCGAGGGAGACCAGCAGUCGGGGCUCUCCCGGGCCGGCGCCGCGGGUUCCGCGCGCGGUUGGGCCGAGUGGCGGUGGCGGGGAGACCCCGAGGACUGCGGCGCUGGCGCUGCGCUUCGACAAGCCCAUCAAGCAGGCCUUCUACAACACCGGGGCCGUGCUGUUUGUGUGCCUGUGCUGCGGCGCCGCGGUGCUGGUCUACUUCAUCCUAGAGGCCUUCCUGCGGCCGCUGCUUUGGGCAGUGCUGUGCGGCACCUUCUUGCAUCCCUUCAAAAGCUCGCUGACGCGCCUGGGCCGCCACUGGCUUCAGCGCCUGCACCGCGCGCACACGCCCAUCGUGCUGGCCGCGCUGCUGCUGCCGCUCUGCUUCGUCGACUACGGCGUAGAGGCCCUGGGCGAGCAGGCGCUGCGCCGCCGCCGCCUGCUCUUGCUGCUCGGCGCCGGCGGCCCACUCCUGUAUGGCCUCUACUGCCUCGGCAGCUACCUGGGCGUGCAGGUGCUGCUGGUGCACGCCGCCGCGCUCAUCUGCCGCGGGCUGGACUACUUCAGCAGCCUGUGGAUCUGGACAUUGGUGGUUGGCUAUGUGUUGACUGUUUCAUUCAAGUGGAAUGCAAGCACUGAACGCUACUUGAGAGCAAUUUCAAUUCCUGUCUGGAUUAUAUUGCUUUUUCAUUUAGCAUCCCUGGCUGGCUCAUGGAGAAUUCCAGUAUUCCUGGUUAUUGUUUUCCUGAUGUCUGUGGGCACCCUCUAUGAAAAACAGAAUGAAAAAGAGUCUUCUGGGGCAGAGUUACCAGGGCAGGUUAUCUCCAUGGCAGCUUCUACUCUGGCAAACUUGGCCAUCUCUAUCACAGGGUAUGAAUCAAGCAGUGAAGACCAGCCCUCCACUCAGCCUGCAGAAGCAGUGGACAGGGAAGAAUCCCCUCCAACAUUAUCUGCCUCCCCUUCACCCUCCUCCCCUUCACCCACUUCCCCUUCACCCACUCUGGGCAGACGAAGGCCCGAAAUAGGAACGUUUCUUAGAAAGAAGAAAACUAGUGACAUCUACUUCGUGUCUCUGGUCUGGGCCAUUGUCGUCGUGCAGAUCUGGCUGAACCUGUGGAUUGUGCAGUUGCUGCCGGUGCCGAUUGCAGUCUGGAUACUGAAAAAGCUUGUCAUUCACUUUGGAGUCGUGGACUUCCUGGAGAAACACUACCAUGUGUGGUGGGGUAUUAUCGAAAGCUUCCUGAAGGAGCGGCAGGGAGCUCUCGCACCUUGGCCCAUUGUUGGGCUUGGAAAAUUCUUGUUAAAAGUUGAUAGCAAGCUCUGGCACUGGCUAAAUAAGAAGAUGAUCAUCUGGUUGGAGAAGAUGUUAGAUAAAAUAAUUAGCAUUUUCAUCAUAUUUUUGUUAGUGAUAGGAACUCUUCUUUUAGCCCUACUCCUGACUGCAAAGGUACAUCAAGAGAGUGUACACAUGAUUGAAGUCACAAGUAAUUUGAUUAAUGAAACUCUAGCAAAUCACCCUGAGUGGGCAAAUUGGCUUCCUGAAGCUCAGGUAGUCCAAAGAGCCCUGAAUUCUGCAGCUAACAAUGUAUAUCAGUAUGGACGAGAAUGGAUAACUCACAAGCUCCAUAAAAUUCUAGGAGAUAAGGUGAACAAUACCGCUGUAAUUGAAAAACAAGUACUAGAACUUUGGGACAGACUGUAUCACUCUUGGUUUAUAAAGAACGUAACACACUCUGGAAGGCACAAAGGACAGAAGUUGCAUGUCAGUCGUCAGAAUAGCUGGCUGGGAGACAUUCUGGACUGGCAGGAUAUCGCUUCCUUUGUUCACGAGAACAUUGAGACAUUUCUUUCGAUCUUGGAGUCUUUGUGGGUUGUUAUGAGCCGAAAUGUGAGUCUGCUGUUCACCACUGUCACUACGCUCCUGACCAUCCUCUUCUACAGUGGGACGGCCCUUCUCAAUUUUGUACUCUCUCUGAUAAUUUUCCUGACCACACUAUUUUAUCUGUUAAGUUCCAGUGAUGAGUACUACAAGCCAGUGAAGUGGGUGAUAAGCCUGACUCCACUAUCUCAGCCAGGUCCUUCUUCUAAUAUUAUUGGCCAGUCUGUGGAAGAAGCUAUCAGAGGGGUGUUUGAUGCUUCCCUCAAAAUGGCUGGCUUCUAUGGAUUGUACACCUGGCUGACUCAUACUAUAUUUGGCAUCAAUAUUGUCUUCAUACCGUCAGCAUUAGCAGCAAUCCUUGGAGCGGUGCCGUUCCUGGGGACAUAUUGGGCAGCAGUACCUGCAGUUCUAGACCUGUGGCUGACACAAGGAUUAGGAUGCAAGGCCAUUUUACUGUUGAUUUUUCAUCUCUUGCCAACAUACUUUGUAGAUACUGCAAUUUACUCUGACAUAUCAGGAGGUGGCCAUCCUUACCUGACAGGCUUGGCAGUAGCCGGUGGAGCAUACUACCUAGGCCUGGAAGGUGCAAUCAUUGGGCCCAUUCUUCUCUGCAUACUUGUGGUUGCUUCCAAUAUCUAUAGUGCCAUGCUAGUGAGUCCCACGAAUUCAGUGCCCACGCCAAACCAGACCCCAUGGCCUGCUCAGAGUCAGCGGACUUUCCGUGACAUUUCUGAAGAUCUGAAAUCUUCAGUAGGUUGACAUGGUUUCCUCUGCAGUGAUUUUUCUUGGAAGUGCAAACUUGACAGUGAGUUCAGCCCAGCUGUGGCCUUCUGCCCUUUCAGCUGUGCCUAGCAAGCAGAACCCAGGAAAGAAGCAGAAGCCUCCUGGCCUUACUUACAGAAUGUCUGGAUAAGAGAGAACUUGCUGCAGGCUGCUUUGUAUUUUAAAACACAGCUUGAGAGUUCAGAAUUGGUGAUUUGCUCACUUAACUGUUGCUAAGAUGGCUUGAAAAGUUUCAUUUUAUACACUGGUUCCAUGGCUUGAAAUUUUUCCACUUUGGUUACCUGUAUUAUGUAUUUAUAAAGUUAUUUUAAGAACUCUAAACUACCUGCUGUUAUAUAUGGUGUAAUUUUUUUCUUGGUUUAAGAAAUCUAUUGUUAAACUUUUUCUAAGACAGUCACUUUUCAGGAAGCGGGCUUUCACUUUUGAGCGUGUAGUUGAGUGAGGAAAAAUGAGUCUUCUACCCUUCUCACACAAUGUAUGGUACCCUCUUUAAGAAAGAAUAAAUCAUAAGUGUAAGGAUGAGGUGGCUUAUUUGAUGUUCAGUUUUAUGUUGUAACCCUAGGAGAUACAAAGACUGAAGCUCUUCCUCCUCUUCCUUUUCUCUUCAUGCUCUGUUCACUAUUGCAAAAUUCUAAAACAUGGCUGACCGCAUUGAAGCAAAAUACUUAUUAAGCUGCCAUGAAAGGUAACAAUAUGAUAAAAUUCAUGCUGUUAUUAGGUUUUCUCCAUCCAAAUGUUUUAAGUGAAAAAUCUCAGGUGUAGCAAUACUCCGAUUUGUUAAAUGUAUCCCUGUUUCAUUAUUUGGAACUCUGCUAAUAAGUUAGUUUUCAGCAGAAUUUUAUAUUUAUGUAGUAUUUUCCCAUCUCUUAGCACUGUGCCUUGCACAUGACUCUGAAUGAAUGCUUGUUGAAUUGAAUUGCAACUUAAAAAAAAUCUCAAUUAUCACAACAACCAGCAUAGUGCUUUACAUUUUACAAAGUCCUUUUGCACAUAUUAUUUCACAAGUAUGUCACAUCAGCUUUCAUAUAACUUUAUGUUAUUUUACAUCAGUUUUACACUGAUGGGGAAGCUAAGGUUCAGAAAAAUGACCAACUCAAAGUCGUAAGUGUAGUAAGAUUCGGCCUCAGAUCUUUGACUCCAUUGUCUGCAGACUCUGUUGCACUCGUGUUUCUUCUAAAUAUUGUAUGCAGUUUUCCCAGUUACGGAAUAGGUGUUGCUAUCCAUUUGUUAUGAAUGAAGACUUGUCUUAUAGCAUAUGACAGGGCUGGGAGUGGACUGUUGCUCUUAACUGAACCCUUGCUACUGUUUAAAACAAUCCUCAGGCCUAUCCUCUUCUCCCAAGGGAAUGUGGAGGAGAAAAGGGUUCUUGGCCAGGCUGUAGGUGGUGGCUCACGCCUGUAAUCCCAGCACUUUGGAAGGCCAAGGCGGGUAGACCACUUGAGCCCAGAGGUUUAAGAUUAGCCUAGGCAACAUGGCGAAACCCCCUCUCUACAAAAAAUUAGUUGAGCCUGGUAGUGUGCCUAUAGUCCCAGCUACUAAGGAGGCUGAGGUAGGAGGAUCACCUGAACCCAGGAGGUUGAGGCUGCAGUGAGCCAGGUUGGCGCCACUGUACGCCAGCCUGGGUGAGAGAGUGAAACUCUGUCCCAAAGGAAAAAGUGCGGGUGGUUCUUAAGUGUUGAAGAUUUCCUUUUUGGAAAGUAUUUAAAGGUAGAAAUUCUAAUAAUUUUUUCUAAAACAUCUUCCUAAGAAGUCACUGAUAAUUAUAAUUAGCUUAAAUUUAUUCUUACACUACUUAAGACAAAUUUCAUUUAGAAAAGGCUACCAUGAGGUCUUCUGACUAUAUGCAAUAGACUACAUACAGACCUCAUUUCUGUUAUGAAUCCUUUAGCAAUUAUAGUCAACUAUUCCACUAAGUAUUAGAUUUGGUCACUUAGUAAGUAACUCAUUGUCUUCUUUAGUCAAUCAUUCCUUCACUAAAACAUUUCUUGAGAGUUUGGUAAACUCUAGGCUCCAUGCCAGGCACCGUACAAAGUGAAGGAGAUUGCUCAUAAGAAGGCCUCUUGCUCUUAGCCAGAUCGUAUGUAAUACUAAAUUUAAAUUUUUUGCAUUAAAAGGCUAAAAAAGAAAUUGUUUGUUUUUGUUGUAUAGAUUAUUUAUAGCUGUAAUUAGCACAUAUUCAUAAGAGACAAACAAUGAGUUACUAUGCAUAUACAAAGUGCUUUUAGCUGUAUAAAGUGAUAUUACAAAAAACUAGAGUUAAUGUUUGUUGCUGGGGGAUAAUUAUUAGCAUAAAUAUCAGGUUCUUACAGGGCUUUAAAAGAAUAGAGCUACCAAAAUUAGCAGCAGUGAUGUAAUAUUACCCGGAAAUAUCAGGAGCAGAGAUGCCCCAGAGUGCUUUACAGCCAUGAUCAGGAAACUUGAACUGCCCAUUGCUACAGCAACAGCGUAAGGACUAGGAAGGUCCACCAGCUGGGGAGGUCAUCUUGGAACCCUCUGAACCAGAAAGAAGCAUCCCAGCAUGCUUCCUCAGAUGCAGUGAGGAAAGUUUACAGAAUUUUCACAGGGCAACAGAGAUCAAGUGGUAUGAAAAGGUAGGAGUUUUAAGCUCAAGUCUAAAAGAUAACCUGCCUUUAGACUCUCAGUUAGAAUUUGACCCACAGAGGAAGUUUCUCCAGGAACAGACAGGACAUUGAUGAAGGAGAAGUCACUUCAGUAAAAACCGAGUACAGAAAUUUGUCAUCAUAUCUUGCAUUUUAUAGAUUUAUUAAAGAUUAGUUUCAAGUUCACAUUCACUAUUCAGUUGUAAACUGAAUGGAGGGGAGGGCAGAAAAUACAAGCUCUCCACACAGGUAUGCCCCUUUGCUGAGAGAGAAGAAGGCAUGGGAUUUCAGCAUGAAUUCCAUGUCAUGUGAAUGUUGUUUGGGUUCAAAAGUUCUCUCAGUAUCUGUUCCUGCAAGUGAUCUCUGUCAGACCACCUUACAUGCCGGUCUUAGUUAUUUUUAAAAUUGUGAGGUUUCUUCACACCUUCUUCGAUAAGAAGUGGUUAGCUGGCAGAGUUUUCCCUUGACUUCUGAGACUAGUGUGAGUUGACCCAUGACAGUAGGAAGAAAUCCAUCAUGUUACAGGGAGACCCUGUGUGUAAACAGACUCUGUAGCGUUUGAAAGUGGAAGCUGCUUAUUACAGUUAAAGGGCUACUGAAUGGCUUGCAGAUGAGAUCUUCUGGCUCACCUUGAUCUUAACAUGAAACCGUUGUGACCUAUCUGGACUCCCUAGGACCUGUGGUUUCCAUUUGGGUUAUAUUAGUGCCUGAGGAAUGUGUCACUACUGGGUAAGAAAUACUCAGAAAUUCAGGCCAUGAGGGGUUAGAUUAGAUUAGGUGAGCUAUCCAGAGCUUUCAACCUCAGGGUUUGUAGGAGAAAAACAAACAAAAAAAACCCUUAGGACUUCUCAUACUUUAGCCCUGACCUUGCAGUGUCCUCUGAGGGGCCUCCUAAGACCCUUAUAAGAAUAUUACAGUAGGACUUUGCCCAUUUUACAGUGGAACAAGCCUCUGGCAGCAUACUUCAAAUGCUAGUUCCAGCUAAAAACAAAUAUUUUUAAUUUUUAUUAUUUUCUUGUCUUGCAACUUUCUGCCAUCAAAAUAUAUUUAUUACUUACUGAUUAUAGGGAACCUGCAAAAAGAAAAAUACAUGCUGUCUGCAACCACUGAUUGGUUAUUUUUGAUAGUUUAAGAGAAUUAUAAAUCAAGUUGUUCUGUCUACUAGAGUUAUAGAAAUUCUGUGCUAGAAUGGGCCUUCUAAAAUGAGGUGGUCCUGUCAUUUUCUAGAGAAAGACACACAUUCAUAGGUUUAAGUGGCUUGUCUGACAUAGCCAUACAGCCAACUGGUAACAGAAUUCAGAGUAGAAUAGAGUUCUUUUUUUCUGUCAGUCCGUGUUUUACUUCUCUUUCCUUUUGCUCAUGGUUGAGCAGCUUUUGGCAAAAUGUGUUCCUUAUAGCAGUAGUUCCAAGAGAUGUUAAUAGAUGUAAGAGAAAAAAAAGUAUGUGUGUAUUGUGGGUGGGAGAUUCCAUGGUCAAUUAAAAUGAAGGAAUGCUGAGUUUGUUUCCUUUCUGUAAAGUUUUGAACAUGCUAUUAUACAUUGUGAAUUUAUAAGAGCGGACAGAGACUGUGUUUGACCUUAGGCUGCACUUCCCUUCUCCAUUCCUCAGAGCAUCUCAAAGGACUUUGGGAAACAUGGCCCUCGAUCAGGUUUACAGCUCUUUGAGAAGACAUCCCUAUGGAAAUACUAAAUGGCAGAUCUGUUACUGUGGUACCAUGCAGUCUGUAAUAAAUCUUGAAGUUUAGUGAGUUACUAGAAAGCAAGCAUAUUUGCUCUUCAGAGCUGUACUUAAGGUAUAGAGAUUCGUUUCCACCUGUGGUGUGUAAAAUCAGUAUUUGUGUUUAAUUUUGCAGGUUUUUCAAGGAUCAACUAAUGUGCAAAUACAGUGGUGAUAUAUUGAUACUACAUUUUAAUAAUGCUUUUGUAUGGCACUUUAUAGUUUUCAGACACAUUUUGUAUCAGCCCUGUGAGAUAGACAAUAUUAUCCUUGUUGUUUAGAUGGGGGAACUCUGGAGGCUCUGAAAAGUUGUUGGUGAUAGUCCCCUAAGUUUAUAUCACAAAAUGAUGGAGCCAGAAUUCAGUUGCAGAACUUCUGACUCCAAGUCCAGAGUGCUUUACUAGACACCUGGUUCCUUACUAGCUUUCUGCCAGCUUUAUAUUUUACAGUGAAAAAUACGGAAGCAAAUCCUGAUAAUUUUGGCUUGUUAUCAAAUACCACUUCUUUUUUAUUGCAGUGACCCAGCAGAUGUAACUCUCAUUGUAGCCACCCCAAAAACCCUUCUUUGCCCUUUGCAGUACCACUUAUUUAGGUGACUGGAAUGUAUUUCAAAUACCAUUUGAUUUUGAACUAAGAUUGGAUAUAGAGUUGUAAUUGCUUACAUAACUUUUUGAAAAUGUAUCAUCUCUGGGUUCUCAGGCAAAGGAGAGGCAACUUGAAAGUAAAGAAUAUUCGAAUAUAACAGUAAAUAUUCUCUAUUCUCACACGAAUGCUGUUUCUUAGCUUUAACUUGCUUUGACAACCUACUGAUGUAACUUCUUUGUAAAUGUAAAAAAUUAUAUUUUGAAAUAAAAUUACUAGUGUUGAAUGAA
Molecule: messenger RNA, 7924 nt
Organism: Saimiri boliviensis boliviensis (Bolivian squirrel monkey)
Lineage: Eukaryota; Metazoa; Chordata; Mammalia; Primates; Cebidae
Gene: TMEM245
Product: transmembrane protein 245
Source: RefSeq, a predicted model, not a curated record